AUGCCACGCUUUGAUGUGGUAGUGGAGGCGAUCGACAGAAGCGGCAAUAAGGAUUCUGCUAGGGUCGUCAUCACUUUAGAAGACGUCAACGACAACGCGCCUGUGUUUCCUACGCCAUCGUUCGUGUGGAAUAUCACCGAAGGUCCUUCAAACUCUUCACUUGAUGUCACCGCUACGGACAGUGACGCUGGUGUAAACGGGGAUCUUGAAUAUCGAAUUGUUGGAGGAAAUUUUGGUGGUCAUUUCACCAUUGAAAAGACGCCAUCCAAUCAUGCGAUUCUCAAAACACUCUUACCUUUGGAUUAUGAGCUCCGUAGAAGUUUCCAACUCCUGAUUGAAGCCAAAGAUCACGGUGUUCCUCCACACACAGCAACUGCUACAGUCACUGUGAAUGUGAUCAACAUAAACGACAGCCCACCAAUCUUCCAACGGGUGAACUACGAACAAGAGAUAUCUGCUGAUCUGCCGAUUGGUUAUCCGAUCCUCACGAUGAGCGCCAAUGAUGCCGAUCACGACCGACUGUCAUACUCGCUUAGUGGCGAUCCGGAUUGCUCAUCAUUGGCUGUCGACCCUCUGGGCAUUGUGUCAUUCACGACACCCGUUUCAAAGCGGAAACCUGGCUUGCUCACUUGUAUCGUCUCCGUCACCGAUGGGGUCUUCACGGCGAACGCGACACUUCGACUCAACAUCUUCAGCAAUGGUCAGCCCACGAAAGAAACGCCGGCUGAGAACCACGCUCCUCGUUUUGCAAAAGAGGUCUAUACAAUUUUGGUGACCCCAUCUCAAAGAAACCCUUUGCUGAAGAAGAUCACUGCCACGGAUCCGGAUGGAGAUGUGCUGACAUAUUCGAUCGAACCGCCAGAGUUCAGAAAUCUUUUUGCCAUCGAUUCAGAGGGUCAGCUCUCCGUACGGGUGCCGAUUUCCGAAUUGAAGCAGUCGCUCUACAGUUUUUUGAUAGUGGCCGAAGAUCAUGGAAAGCCUAUUCUGUCAACCUUCACUAAUAUUAGAGUGAGAGUACAAGAAAGCGAUGUCACCGUCGUCACCUCCAACUCAGUAGAAGGAACUGCCUCGACAGCAUUGGUCCAGACAACUUCUCGUGUGCCAUCGACAGUUGGAGGAUCUUCUCCAGAGACUGAGAACUCAUUAGAGUCAACUAGCGCUUUGGAAACGCGUCCCACCUUCGCUUCGGAAACAACCGCCGAGGUCGAGCUCAGCUCUUUAUCAACUACAACGCCAUUCAAAGAAGUGCAUUUCACUCGACCCAGAUACAUCUAUGCGAUUCGGAGUGAUGCCCGAGUGGGCACAUACCUGGGACGAGUGGGAGUUGAUGACAGAGAAGGUGUGCAACUCGUUUUCAAGACGACUAAGCUCUUCUACAUCGACAGUGAGGGUUCGGUCCGCACCGCUGUCAUCUUCGAUGGCCCCAUCAAAGUCGAGGACAAAAUUCUAGCAGUGAGACACGGAGCGACGGUGGCUGAGGUUGAUUUCGUUGUCCACGUAAUUGCUCCGGAUUCCAUCAGCGUUUCGCCAACUGUUUCCUCUUCACCUUCCACUCAGAUUGUGACUAGCUGGCCCUCCACUCAGGUUGCGACUAGCUGGCCCUCCACUCAGGUUGCAACUAGCUGGCCCUCCACUCAGGUUGCAACUAGCUGGCCCUCCACUCAGGUUGCAACUAGCUGGCCCUCCACUCAGGUUGCAACUAGCUGGCCCUCCACUCAGGUUGCAACUAGCUGGCCCUCCACUCAGGUUGCAACUAGCUGGCCCUCCACUCAGGUUGCAACUAGCUGGCCCUCCACUCAGUUUGUAACUAGCGGGAGCGAGAGCACGUUAAUCACGAGAACUCCGUUCACUACUGGUAGCACUGGACUGACUACUGGAAUGUGGACCAGACCGUCAAGCGCUAUUCCCACCACCUUUGGAAGUAGCUCACAAACAACCUCUCAAAGUAUUACCGGAACAUUUGAGAGCACUCUGACGGUGGGAACUCAGAGCGCUACCACUAUCAGCGAAAUCACUUCGGGAACUCAGCUGUUCACAAGCGCAAGCCCAGCCUCAGUCACGGUGACUCCUGCUACCACUCGUCAAUAUACGGUCACGACUGAUCUGGUUCUACCAACUCAACCUCCCGUCAACAAUGCAACCUUUUCGUUUUCGAGAGCUAUGUAUUUUGCUUUUGUUCCCGAAGGUCAGUACUCCAACGGAAUCCGCUUGUCGGUGAAACCAGAACCGUUCUCGGUAAAUCGAAACACUACGGUACGGUAUGAGAUUGGUGAGGGUGCAGGACCCAUACCGUUCUUCGUCACCAACGACGGACAGCUUAUCAUUUUCGACGUGGAUAGAGAAACGCGAGCAUCCUACAUGUUCCCCGUAAAGGCUACCAGCUUCGAAUACGGUGUCGCUACUGCAACGGUGAACGUAACGAUUCUGGACGUCAACGACAACUAUCCAGUAUUUGACGCAACCCCGUCGACUAUUGGCGUGUACAGUGAUGUUGCUGUUGGAACACCUUUGUUGCAUCUCAUCGCUCAUGAUAGUGACGCUGACAACUAUGGCGUAGUUGUUUACGGUAUUGAAGAGUCUGAUACCCCAUUCGAGGUUGACCCGAGUGAUGGAACUCUGAUCGUCGCUCAGCCGUUGACAUCAAAUCUGGUGACUGAGUUUCCGAUUACGGUUUUUGCUCGUGACAAUGGAAGGCCCUCGUUGAGAACCACCCACAAGCUCACCAUCCAUGUGUUUGAUCCAUCUGCCGAGCAACCAAUCUUCCCCAACGAGUUACCCGAGAAGGUGAAGUGGCCACGAAUCCUAGCAGGACCAACAGUCAAUACAAAACCCACCCAAGAUAAGAUACUUUACGGGCUGGUUGAUAACCAUGGUGGCUUGUUUGAAAUCGAAGACGGUGGUCGCUUGGUUAUGGGCCGUCUUCCAACAGAAGCUGAAACAAAUCGCUACGUUCAGCUGAAUAUUACUGCGGAAAACAGCCACGGCAAGGCUUGGGUAUUGUUGAAUGUAUUUAUCGAAGGCCAAUCCACUACUUCAAGCGGUGGCAGUGCUACCACGCCAUCGUUGCCUACGUCAGGAUCAGGAUGCUAUUUUCCCACAAAAGUCUACAACGCGGAAAUCAUGGAGAAUCGGAAAGGACGUACCCGUAUUGCCAAGGUGACGUCAUCUUGUGAAAGGGGUGGCCGUCCCUACGUGUACACCAUGUCGCCUCCUUCCGAUGAUUUCGAGCUGAACUCGUCAACCGGUGAAAUCUACGCCAUACGUCCUCUAGAUCGCGAAAAGCGCAGUUUUCACUUCCUUUAUAUAAGCGUCUCCGGCGGCAAUAGUACAAGUAGAAGGCGCGUCGCUCGUCAAAAUCCAAUUGUCGAACAGGCGAAGGCGAAGCUCACAGAAUUCCAAACAUUGGUCGUUGUACGAGUACUUGACGAGAAUGACAAUGCGCCACGGUUUGUGCACUUGAAUGAAAACGAGUCGCUGACGGCUGUCGUGGACUGGCAGGCUCGUCUCUUCAGCCCCGUGCUUAAACUCGAGUACUUCCUCGUCAACUCCACCAGUGGUCUCGUAAUCCUUGCUAAGACUCUAGCUGACUACUCUCUGGAAGCGAUCUGGAAUUCAGCGCCACUGUCACCGAUGGUGUUCACAGAGCUCGAGCUCCAGUCAAAGUAA
Messenger RNA from Cooperia oncophora, 3666 nucleotides. The record is from the annotation of a GenBank genome assembly. Lineage: Eukaryota; Metazoa; Nematoda; Chromadorea; Rhabditida; Trichostrongylidae.